AUGGGGAACACUCAGGCGAAUGAAAAACAAUCUAAAACUGGAAAAUCACCAGCAAAAGGUAAACAUUUUAUGCGUAAUUUAAACAAAAAAGGAUCAAUAAAGGAGAGUAAAAAACGUGCAAGAAAAAAGAGCAACGCGAAACGAGAGACAUUCGACAGAGAGUUCGAUAAAACGCCAGAUUCUGAUAACAAUGAAACGAUUGAAGCAUCCGAUAACGAUAUGGCCGAGUGCGUGUUCAAAACAUCGUGCCGAGGAGCGGGAGGUAUGGAAACAAGCAGUGUGCAGUCGGAGGUAACGGUGUCCAGGUGCGAGGCGCGCGCGGAGCGCCGGUCACCGACCCGUGACCAGUCGCAGCCGCCUCUCAACGAUUCCAACUCGGAGUCAGUAUUCACAGAACCCCUCACGCCGCUCGCCGUUGAGCUCAACCAGUGUUAUUACUCUGCAGAAAGCGAUAGUGCGCACGACGAGCCUUUCCGCACCCUCACACCCACGCAAAUAAAUGCGCUUAUAGAUGUUUCGCCAGAAAACGACUGGCCGGUUGUAAACAUGCCGCACGCAAACGCUACAACACCACAACACGAUAUAGAAAAAGAAAUUAAAAGUGACAUUUUCGAUGAAAACUGUGAAACGAGUGUUAACGAAAGAACAAUGGGUUCUAUAUUAUCACGGUCGAAACAGGAUAAUUUGGAGCCAAAUGAGUGCAGCCAUGACUUCCUUGAAAACCGGCUGAAAGCAUGUCCCGGACAAACUUCUUUCACGCUCUCCAAACAUCGCAAGGUUGACUUACCACCAGUGACCGCGUGCGAGCGAUCUCUCGCCGUGAUCGAUAACGAUAAAGAUCGCCGACAUUCUAGCCUUAGUGAAGCGCCUGUGACAGAAUCCAACGUGCUCAGAAAAGUGGCGUCACUUACACUAGAUAAGCUGACGGAUUCAAAAGUUGUACGACCUAAGUUUGUGCCAGAGAAGUUAGAUUUCCAGCUUUAUGAAAAAUUUGAAGGACAGAUGCUUCUGAAUUGGUUCAUGUCAUCAAUUGCUGAAAACAGUCAUCUGAAAAACCUUCUAAGUACGCAAGAUCUGAAAAAUAUUGGCAUUCAAUAUUGUACUCACCUCUUAGCAGCAGGUGUCCUGAGGCAGAUAUCUGAUAAAGAUGCACCUACAGAAAACGUAUUUAAGCCUAAUCUAAUGUAUUAUUGGACACAUAUGGAGGCACCAGCUUUACAGCCAGUUACACCAGGACGAUUACAAAUGUGCACAUGGCCACCUGACAAAGAAAUUAAUCAAAUAGCUAGAGAUAACAGUACAUUUUAUAGCAGUAUGGAAACUGAUCAGUUUUCAAAAGGUUAUCAAAACAAUAUUGAAGAAAUAAAUGACAUUAAUGAAGCAAAAGUUGUUAUUUCACAAUUAAGGAAGAAAUUGCAAGACCUGGAAUAUCAAUUACAAAAAGAAAAAAUUAAUAAUCAAAUUGAGAUUUUAAAUAAAAAUUUGCAAAAUAGUUUUAUCUCUUUGCCAGAGAGUAAUUACAUUAAAGACAAAGUUGGUUUAUUUGUUGACAGAGCAAAUAAAGAAGUUCAGACGUCGAAAACAAUAAAUGAAAUUAAUAAUCUAACCAGCAGGACACAGAUAUGUCCUCCAAAAUAUGAUAGCCAAAUAAGGAGAAAUAGUAAUGAUGAUAACACAUUAGGUAUAAGUAGGUUAGCUUUUAAAAAUGGAAUUUCGGUCAAUGAAAGUGAAAAUGAAAAAAGAUCUGAGAAAAUUGAAAAUUACUGUAAAUUGAAUAAAAGUAGAGAAUAUAAUAAACCUAUUGGUAAAGAUGGAUAUUUUGAGAAUAUUGAUAACAAUAAUUUAUUAAUUGAUAGUGAAGCCCAAAGUCUUCCAGUUAGUAGUUAUGAUAUUUUUCAUGAUCAUCAGAACAUCAGUUUAAUAGCUACUUGUGAAAGUUCCUCUGACAAUUCUUUUGCAAGUACCUAUACAUCAAGUGAAUUAAUAAAUAAUAGAUCUAAUAAUGAAAAUAUAUUAAAUUUACAAAAAAAUGAAAUAAUUGUCCAAAAUGCUACAUGUGCAACUGAUAAAUAUGUAACAAAAACUAUAUUUUCCAAAAUUGAUCAAUAUACAUCAUCAGACAUUAAUCAAACAUUGCAAGAAGACAAUUGUGAAAUUUUACAAAAAGAUGUUCAUAAUUUAUCACAACCCAAUUCUCAAACUUCACUAACGGAAACAAAAGAUGUGUCAUCUGAUGAUGCUCAUAACUUACCUAUUACUUUAAAAUUGUCUAAGUCUAUUUUUGAACCUAAUGAAGAAGUGUCUUCUCUUCCACCUCCCUCACCGGGAAAGACCCCAUCUCCGCCUCCAGCUCCAGGGACACACUCAAUUACACCUGAAUUAAUGACUCCAGCACCAUAUAUUACUCCAACUCAAUCCAAGUCUUUUACUCUAUCUGUGUCACCUUUAACACCUUCUUCAGAUGCAAUAUCUGAAACAAAUACUAUAUCACAGUCACUGUCGGUUCCUGUUUCAAAUGAAGAAAAAUCUCCAUUAAUUAAAUCAGAGACUCCAAAAACAAACAAACCUCUUUCAACUUAUUUAGAUAAAUGCUCUGCCCAACUUUUGAUUUCCGAAAGAGAUAAUGAAGGAACAACAUUUUCUUCUGAACUUGGUCAUCAGAUAUCAUUAUCAGUACUGGAUACUAUUAUAACUACCUCAACUACAGGCGACGAAACUUGUUUACAAAAUACCCCAUCAACACCAGACGUUAUCCCACCGCCUUCCCAGUCCCCACCAUUGAACGAUAGAGAUCAGUUUACUUCCAAAAUACCUAUGUCUGUGUCAAUGCCUACUGCAAAGGCUGUGGCGCCACUAGUACCAUCAAUACCGGAUUUAGACUCUCAAUCCUCAGCAAUGCCUGAAUCAAUCCCACCGCCUUCUCCAACGCCUGGAAUAAGCCCACCGCCUUCUCCAACGCCUGGAAUAAGCCCACGACCACCACCUCCUCCAAUGUCCGGAAUUGGUCAAGCACCCUUUCCGAUGACUGGAACAGGCCCGCCGCCUCCCCCAAUGCCUGGAACGGGUCAAGCGCCACCUCCACCUCCAAUGCCUGGAAUGAACACACCGCCUCCUCUAACGCCAGGGUUGGGUCCACCUCCUCCUCCUAUGCCUGGCAUGGGCCCUCCGCCUCCUCUAACGCCAGGGUUGGGUCCACCUCCUCCUCCUAUGCCUGGCAUGGGCCCUCCGCCUCCUCCUAUGCCUGGCAUGGGCCCUCCGCCUCCUCCUAUGCCUGGCAUGGGCCCUCCGCCUCCUCCUAUGCCGAGCAUGGGCCCUCCGCCUCCUCCUAUGCCUGGCGUGAGCCCUCUGCCUCCUCCUAUGCCAGUUAUGGGUCCACCUCCUCCCCCAAUGCCUGGGAUGGGUCCACCUCCUCCCCCAAUGCCUGGGAUGGGUCCACCGCCACCUCUUAUGCCAGGAACUUGUCCACCGCCACCACCAAUGCCUGGCGUAGGCCAGACGUUAACUUCAGGCUCUAAUAUCCAUCCACCUCCAUUACCUCCACAUAUUCCAGGGUCAAAUAUACCUGCUCCUCCUGGUGUGGUAUCACAACAAGCGGGGCCUCUGCCAUUCCCUACACCACCAGUAGGCGGAUGGAACAUGCAACGUGCCACCUUAAGAAAAACACCUGUAAAACCUGCCGCACCCAUGAAGCCGUUAUAUUGGACUCGAAUUUUAGCUGCACCAGUGAAACCAAUAAGUCAAGGAGAGCCCGACCCUGCGGGAUUAAAGCCGUUAUGGCUAGAAAUUGAAGAAACAAAUUUGGAUAAUAUAGAUGAAUUCACAGAUUUAUUUUCACGUCAAGUGGUUAAAGCACCAGUGAAGAAGAAAGUAGAAGUAAAAGCGAAGAUACAACCAGUAAAAUUGUUGGAUAGCAAGAGAUCGCAGAAUGUCGGUAUAUUAGCACAAAGUUUGCACCUAGAGUUCUCAGAGAUAGAAAACGCGAUUUACAAUUUUGAUACAUCUGUUGUUAGUUUGGAAACCUUGCAACAGAUUUAUGACUUGCGGGCAAGUGAUGAAGAAUUAAUGCAAAUUAAAGAGCAUUUAAAAAAUAAACCCGAUAUACCAUUGGAUAAACCUGAAGCAUUCUUACACGACUUAUCUGGAAUACCAAACUUUGCUGAACGAAUAUCUUGUUUUAUGUUUCAAGCUGAAUUUGAAGAUGCGGUUAACACAACAAUGCACAAAUUAGAUAACUUAAAACAUACUUGUGAAUUUCUUAUUACAAGUGAGCCCUUAAAGCAGCUGUUUGCUAUAAUCUUAACUCUGGGCAAUUACAUGAACGGCGGCAACUGCCAAAGAGGACAAGCUGAUGGUUUCGGUCUGGAGAUACUUGCGAAGUUGAAAGAUGUUAAGUCGAAGCAGUCGCAAGUGACGCUGCUGCACUUCAUCGUGCGCACGUAUAUGCGGGCGCGCGGCGGCGCGCUGGCGGCGGGCUGCGCGCUGCCGGUGCCGGAGCCGGGCGACGUGGCGCGCGCCGCCGCGCUCGACUUCGCCGACGUCGCCGCGCACCUGCACGCGCUGCGCACGCGCCUGCAAGCAUGUAGAGAACAAACAAAGAAAGUAAUUGAAUGUGACGCACAAAGGAAUGAAGACGGCAAUUCUCCAUCUGGUGAAAACACUAAGAGGCUUGAAGUAUUUAAAGAAAAAAUGACUACAUUCCUUGACGCUGCUGAGGAAAAACUUAAGACUGAGAAUGAUAAUUUAGAAGAGUGCCGUGCAAAGUUCAUUGCCACAAUGAAGUUCUAUCAGUAUACACCGAAAUGUGGCAAGGUGGAGGACUGUGAACCUAAGGAAUUCUUUUCGCUCUGGACGUCGUUUUGUAGUGAUUUUAAAGACAUUUUCAAGAAGGAGGAACAAAUAGCCAUAAAAGAAAAGUUAAAAGAGACCAAAAAACUACAAGAGGAAAGGAAAUCUUUGACACAACCAAAAAAAGAAGGUGGACUUAAGGCUCGACUACAAAAGUUGUCAGGUACUAAGAAAUGA
This is a messenger RNA of Parnassius mnemosyne (clouded apollo), 5022 nucleotides long. NCBI's taxonomy places the organism in Eukaryota, Metazoa, Arthropoda, Insecta, Lepidoptera, Papilionidae. The record is from the annotation of a GenBank genome assembly.